Entamoeba histolytica HM-1:IMSS is the source of this 3669-nucleotide messenger RNA. RefSeq lists its product as uncharacterized. The transcript has a single exon. NCBI's taxonomy places the organism in Eukaryota, Evosea, Mastigamoebida, Endamoebidae. The record is from RefSeq and is a predicted model, not a curated record. The coding region runs from base 1 to 3669 and encodes 1222 amino acids.
AUGAAAAAAUUAGAUAGUUAUUCGUUAUUGAUUUGUAGUAAAUAUUUUCGAUAUAAAAGUGAUUUUAUUAACGUUAUUUGUGUAUGUAAAAAAUUUCAAGAAACAUUAGAAAAGUUUAGAUACAAUCCUAUCUCAAUAUCAAAUCUUCGUCUUUUUCCUAAAAUUCAAACACAAUGCCUGUACCAUAAAAACGAAAUUCGUCUUCCAAUAGAAACAUAUUCAUUUUAUUAUUUCUUAACCUAUAAAGAAGCACUUAAUCAAAUGAAGAAUUUUAAUAAAUGUCAUCAAAUUGUUUAUACCCGUUCAGAUCGUGAAGAAUUUGGAAUUGACAUUCCACAAAAUUUUGCUAUUAAAGCUUUAGGUGAUAAAUGUUUUGAAUCCACUCCAAUUCAAAAAAUUAUCAUUCCAAAUACUAUUAGAAAAAUUGGACAAGAAGCGUUUAGUCAAUGUACUCAAUUAACUCAAAUACAACUUCCAUGUACAUUAAAAGAAUUACCAGUUUGUACAUUUUUUAAUUGUAUUGAAUUAGAGAAAAUUGAAAUUCCAUCUUCUGUUUCAAUUAUUGAUGGGGCAUGUUUCUUUUGUUGUAGUCACUUAACUGAAGUAAAAUUCCCACAAAAUAUUGUAUCUAUUGGAUAUGAAAGUUUUGCAUUUUGUGCACGAUUAAAAGAAGUUGUUAUUCAAGGAACAUUAUAUUCAUUGUUUAAUAAAAGUUUUUUUGGAUGUACAGCACUCAGUUCAGUACAUCUUCCAGAUACUGUAAAAUUUAUAUCUGACUCAUGUUUUGAAAAUUGUAGUAGUUUACAAAGUAUUAAUAUUCCAUCAACAGUAGUUAUGAUUAAUCAAAAAGUAUUUAAAAAUUGUACAUCUUUAAAAGAAAUAGAAACUCCACCAUCAGUAGAUUAUAUUGGAGAAAGAUGUUUUGAAAAUUGUUAUUCAUUAACACGUUUAAAAAUAUCAGAUACGACAGUAAAUAUAUCAUGUAAUUGUUUUUUGAAUUGUACUAGUCUUCAAACAUUAGAAGUUCCAUUAAAAAAUAAUGAAUAUCCAUUUGAUGUGUCUUAUUAUGACAAACAAAUAUUAGAAAAGUUUGGUAUUAAUUGUGUUCAUAUUAAUUUUUUUAGUAGUGGUUCAGUAUUAACAUAUAACCCAUUAACUCAUGAACCUAAAAUACCUGAUGAUGCUUUAAUUAUUGGUAAAGAAUGUUUUAAAAAUAUUAGAGAAAUUCGUUCAAUAUGUAUUCCAACAAAUAUAGUUAUUAUUGAUUCAAAUGCCUUUGUUGGAUCUUUUAUUACAUCUAUUUAUAUUCCUACAUCAGUUACAUAUAUUAUUUCUGGAGCAUUUAGUGAUUGUGUUAGAUUAAAAGAAAUUCAAUUACCAUCAUCAAUUUCAAGUAUUGGUUGUAAAUUAUUUAUGAAUUGUUCUGCUUUAACUUCUAUUACAAUCCCUUCAACAAUUACUUCAAUUAAUGCAAGUGCUUUUGAAUUUUGUAUAAAUUUAAGUACUAUUUCUCUUCCACCUCAUUUAGUUAAACUUAAAAAGAAUGCAUUUUCUGGUUGUGUUCAAUUAAAAGAAAUACUUUUACCUUCUUCUUUAAAGCGUAUUGAAGAAAAAUGUUUUUCUGAUUGUCAUAGUUUAACAUUUGUUUCAAUUCCAACAACAGUUACAUAUAUUGGAAAAGACAUUUGUUUAAAUUGUAGAGGUCUUAAAAAUCUUAUUAUUCCAUUAGAAAAAGAUUUGUCAUAUAAAUAUAAAGUUAGUUAUCAACAGUAUCAAUUAUUUUCUUCAUUAAAUAUUCAUUGUACAAAUAUCCAAUUUACUGAUCAGGAUUAUUUACAGAGAAGAAAUAAUAAUGUAGAUACUAUUAUUCCAACUGAUGUUGAUCUUCAUAUAUCUAAAUUAUGUUUUUCUAAGUUAGUUGAAAAUAGCUUUAUUCUUCCACCAAAUGUUAUCUCUCUUGGAAAGUCUUGUUUUCAAUCAUCUUUUAAUAUAACUUCAAUUACACUUUCUACAAAUAUUACUAAAAUAAAGUCUUAUGCAUUUAAUGGUUGUUCAUCUCUUAAAAAUUUAAUAAUUCCAUCUUCUGUUCAAUAUAUGGGAAAGUAUUGUUUUAAAAAUUGUGAUAAUUUAACGUCACUCUCUCUUCCAACAAAUUUACUUCCAUAUACUUCAUUAGUAAGUUAUUCUGAAUAUCUUUUAUUAAAAAGAAAUAAUAUUGAAUGUCUUAAUAUUGCACAAGUAAAUGAUGAUGAUAUUUAUGACUCAAAAUACUUACCUUCAGAAAUCCAAACAUUAAAUAAUACUUAUUUUGAUUUUUCUUCAAAGGAACUUAUUGUUCCUUCUCAUAUUACUAAAAUAAAAGUUGGUGUUUUUUGUGAUUGUUUUCAAAUGUCUAAAAUUCAAAUUCCUUCAAGUGUUGUUUCAAUUAAAAGAAAUGUUUUUUCUAAUUGUCCUUCAUUAAAAAGUAUUGAAUUACCUCCUUAUCUUAAAAAAUUAUCAUCUUCAUUGUUUUAUUAUUGUAUUUCUUUAAAAUCUAUUGAAAUUCCAUCUAAAAUAACAAAAUUAUCUAACAAUGUUUUUGCUGAAUGUCAUUCAUUAAGUCAAAUUCAUUUUCCAAAUCAAUUAAAAAGAAUUAAAGGGUGUUGUUUCUUUAAUUGUAAAAAUCUUUCUUCAAUAACUAUUCCAUCUUCAGUUACAAAAUUAGGAAAAAGAUGUUUUGAUUUUUGUCUUGGGCUUCAAAAAUGUAAAUUUGAAGAACCGUGUCAAAUUAAAAAGAUUCCAGAAAAUUGUUUUAGAAUGUGUGAUAAAUUAGUAUCAUUUAAUAUUCCAUCUUCUAUUGAAAUUUUAGAUAGUUCAUGUUUUUAUAAAUGUUUUGGAUUAACAUCUAUUCAUAUUCCUUCUAAUGUUAAAUCAAUUGGACAAUGUUGUUUUAAAAGAUGUUAUUUUUUAAAAGAAGUAAUUUGUGAUCAAAUUCAAGAAAUUGAUAAAGAUUGUUUUAGUUAUUGUUCUAGAUUAGAAUCAGUAAUUCUUCCUUCUUCAUUAAAAAAGAUUGGACAAACUGCAUUUAGUUAUUGUUCUGCUUUAAAAGAAAUUUGUAUUCCUGAUUCAGUUGAAUUUAUUGGAGGAUUAUGUUUUAGUGGAUGUAAACAAUUAACAAGAAUAGCAUUAUCGUCACGACUAACGUCACUUUCUUAUGAUUGUUUUACAAAUUGUCAUUCUUUACGUUCAAUCAUUAUUAAUAAUACUCCUAUUUCAAAUUAUCCAUUUAAUGUAUCAUUACUUCAAUAUAUAUAUUUCUCAAAAAAUAAGAUUCCUUGUUACAAUAUUACUCUCUCUCAAGAUGAAAUAUAUUUACUUUCUACAAAUAUCCCUCAUUUAGUAAAUUGUUUUAAUGAUAAUUGUUUUAGAAAUUCUGUUAAUUUAAUGAAUAUUUCAAUACCUUCUUCAGUUACUUCUCUUGGAGAAUAUUGCUUUAAAAAUUGUAUUAAUCUAACAAGUAUUACUAUCCCUUCUUCUAUUUCUUCUAUUCCUUCUCAUUGUUUUGAUAGUUGCUACAAUUUAAAAUCAAUAAUACUUCCUUCUACAAUAACUUCAUUUGGAAAUCAUAGCUUCUAUGGAUGUUCUCAAUUAGAGUCUCUAAAUUUAAUCCCUAAAGAAUGUUUUGAAUAA